This is a messenger RNA of Anopheles arabiensis, 8167 nucleotides long. RefSeq names its product mediator of RNA polymerase II transcription subunit 1 (gene MED1). The transcript is spliced from 5 exons. Lineage: Eukaryota; Metazoa; Arthropoda; Insecta; Diptera; Culicidae. The record is from RefSeq and is a predicted model, not a curated record. Gene Ontology annotation, cellular component: mediator complex. The coding region runs from base 831 to 7295 and encodes 2154 amino acids. Gene Ontology annotation, molecular function: transcription coregulator activity. Gene Ontology annotation, biological process: regulation of transcription by RNA polymerase II.
ACGGGUCGAAAUCGUGACGACGGCAGCCAUUUAUUUACCUCGUCCGUCGCGACAAGUAGGAAAAGUUCUGCGCUUUCUUCUGUUCCGCGUGCGUGAAAAUUGUGUCCCACGGUGGGCAGACCGGUGCAGGACACUCCAUACAGCCGGAGGAACCUGCUAGCAGUGGGGGAAGGCGUGCGGAAAAGCGGUGAAACGUGCGGCAGGUCAUCGUGCCGAGGAGCGUGUGCGUGUGUGUGGAAGAAGUCGUGCUGGGGGAAAACGAAGGGGUGCUACCUGGCAGUGAAGUUUUCUGUGUGUAGUCGCAGCCACGGGUGCUGCCGAAUUAGCAUCGCAAGCCAUUUUCCUCUGAUCAACGGGAAACCAUACUUGCGUGCGGAUCUCUCCCGCCCCGCACCCGCUCGACCAAGCGUAUGCGCGAGCGAGUGAGUGUGUGCGUGUGUGUGUGUGUACGCCUAGAAACGGUGACCGGAGGAAGAAAUUAAAGGGAAAGUUUUGUAAUCGGAGCCAUUUUCCCGAUGGUGGUGGUGGUGAUGGGGGAAAAGUGAUCGUUUUAGAUGCCACCGGAUUGCGACGGUUCGCCGGAACGCCAGCCGAGGACGGGUGGGGAAAAUGUGUCGUCCGGCUGUCGUGAACUUUGCUCAUGGUGACGAAGAGAAUGGGUACGGGCACGGGACGAUGAGUGGCGUGUGCAUCCGUUGCAGUGUUAGAGACAACAAAAGUGGGACUGCCUAGCUGCGCAGCAUAUUGGGAGGAAUCAGAGUAGCGGGGGGAACAGCAGGGAGAGAAGAGUGUGUCGCAUACAGAAUCAUACCCACGCAUACGCACACACGAUGUCAGCUUCCGGUACGGCAGCGGUCAGUGGUGGAAGUCUUCCGGCCCUACUGAUGGCGAACGGUGGUGGUGGUGGUGGUAGUGGUGGUCCCGGCGGUGGUCCCGGCGGUGGCAAGGGUAUCGGCAAGCCCGACAUUAAACCGCCCGGCGGUGGAGGGCCAUCCGCUGGAGGGACGGGAACGGCCGGGAAGGUGCUGCUCGGCGGGGACAAGCAUGAGACGUGGCAGAUGGAGCUGCUGAUGGAGCGGCUACGGACGAAGGCCAAAUCGGCUCAGUACAAAUCCUUCCAGGAGAUGUCCAAAUCCGUGCGGAUGUCGCUCCUGGAAAAACGAUACGCCUUAGACGCGGUGGAAAAGUCUAAUCUACAGAAAACGCUCGACAGCAUGCAGUAUUGCAUAAAGGUGACCACCCGGCAGGGUCUGGUUGAGCGACUCGACUGUCUCACCAGACAGUUAGGCCUCAAGCUCAGCGAAGACACGUCCGGCCUGUUCAUCUCGUCCGACAUGUUUUACCUCGAAAUCAUACUCGACCCGGCCGGGGGCACGGUGCAGGACGUCAAGGUGCACCACGAGUGCAAGAUGAAGCAGCAGAGCUGCAGCGAGCUGGUCGCCUGCCUGCAGCGGGGCGACUUUGCCGACUUUACCACCCAGCUCGAGGGGCUGGCCUCCAUCUAUCAGCUCAACGCGGAGAAGAAGAUCAAGGUGAAUGCGUUCGUCGCGCUGCAGGCGCUCGAAACCGACCUGCACACGCUGUACACGCUGUCGCUGCAGCACUACGCGGAUGUGCACGCGCAGCUGCACAAGGCGCCGCUCGGCGUGGUGCAGAAGCGACGCGGGGGCCACCCGAUGCGGCUGACCUACUUCGUGGCACCGUACGAGCUGCUCGAUCUGACCACGCGCACCAUGAACGUGCUGUCGGCCGAGCUGAUCGCCCAGGAGCGCAUCGGUUGCAGCGUGGCGGUGGUGCUGGAAGCGUCCAGCGCGAACAAGCUGCAGAUACAGCCGCUGCUAGUGGUGAAUGCGGGGAGCGGGAGUGCGGCGUCCGUACUGCAGCCGGUGUACACGCCGAUCGAGAAGCACAACUCUACCUCGCUGCCGGCCACGUUCGUGCUGCGGCUGAGCAAACCGAUGCCGCUCAACAGCGCAAUGAUGCGCGCGAUCAGGGGCAUCGUUGGUGGUAGUGGAGCGGGCGAACAGCAGCAGGCGGGCGAAGGUUCGUCCGGUGGUGGUGGGCUGCCGGGAUCGCUUCUCGGGCUGAUCGCACACCACGCGUCGGCAGGAAGCGUGACGGAUCUGGCGAAGGGUUUGCUGGUGUCGCUGCCGGACCAGUACCAUUGCUACUUUCUCACGGACAAUCCGUCGCUGCGCGGGAUGAUGGUGAGCAGCAUACCGUUCACUGAGCCGCAGCACGUGCCCAAGAUCUUAACCUACCUCCGGCAGCAGGCCGUUUUCAAUCAGCUGCUGUCGAGCUGCAUCCGCACGAACGCCCCGGGCGGUGGUGGCGGACGGCCCAGCGCACUGCAGCAGCUGCUGGACGGUGGCAGUGUACAUACGAUCGAGAACGGAACGACCGGCGGGCUGCUGGUGUUCGAGGUGAGUGCCCUGUCCUGCCAGAACAUUACCGUCUCGCUGAUACACCCGUACGAGGAGUCGCUGGCCACGGUCGAGUUUGAUCUGCAGAACAUUGCCAACAUUGCGGUGCGCAUUUACUGCAGCGAGGGUGAAACCAGCGACGAGCAUACGGUGGAGCGCAUUUCGGCCGUGCUGCAGCGUUGUAUGUCGAUCCCGGUCACGCUGCGAGCGCUGAUGAAGGCGUGGGAGGAGGAGCACGAGCAGAAGUUCAAACCGAACGUGCUCGGCAGCUCCACAGUGUCUUUGGGAGGUGCCGGUGGAGGCCCCGGCGGUGGUGGGGGUGGAGGCGGUGGAGCGGGAGGUGCUGCUCCGGGUCUUAACAAUGGCGGUGAUGGAACGGGUCCGGCCGGUGGUUUAACCGGCACAGGGGACGAUGGAACAAUGAACGGGUUCAACCUCUCGUCGCUCGGUGGACCGGGCCCGGCAGUGGAUGGCUCGGGCGCUGGCGGAGGUGGAGGCAGUGCGGCAACGAACGGGACGGCCGCCGCCCAGCAGCAGCGCGGUCUAAUGAACGGAGAGGGCAACGGUCUCACGGUGAGCGGCGGCGGCUCCCUUGGUCUAGACUUUUGUGAUAUGCUGACCGAGCGAAACGGGAGCGGAUUGGGGGCGGCGGCAGCCAUUGGCAUCGUUGGUGGCAGAGGGCCGGGCGGCAUGGUUGCCCGGGAGCCGCCGGAACCGUUGGCGGGCGGUGCAGCAAAGAAACGACGCAUGGAGGAUUUUUGUAAGAGCCCAAAGAGUGAUAGCAACCUUAGCGUUGGUGGUGGCGGUGGCGGCGGCGCAUGUGACGCUGUUGGUACGGAGAAGGCCAACAUUGGGGCGGCUGGUGUGGCAGGCGCGACCGGUGCCACCAACAGCAGCAGCAUCACCACCACCACGAUCACCAGCCAGGAUGUGGGUGCAGCAGCAUCCGGCGCAACAGGUGCAGGAAACAGCAGCGAGCAGCGGCUGCAAACCGGCGGUGCAACGGAGGAGGACACCGGCGGCUUGCCACUGUUCGGGGAGACGGUCCCGGCGGCGGCGGGGACCGAUGCCAAGGGCAGCUCUUUGGGUGGAACUACAACUACAAACGCGAUGAUUUCUGCUAAGAAUGAACCUCCGAGCGUCCUGCCGACGGGUGGCGGCGACGGUGACACCGCCACGGGUGCCACGAUGCCGCUCCAAUCUUCCUCUUCCUCCUCCCUAUCUUCUCUGUCCUCGGCGGGGUUUUCGCUGGCCGGCGGUCCGCUAGCCGGUGAGCCGGCACCGGAUCGGCCCUGCCCGGGGACGUUGCUGCUGGAGAGUCUCGAUUUUUCCGCGCUCGAGCCGGACGCGGUGAAACGGUCCACUGGCGCCGGGCAGCCGACGAAGAGGCGCCGCAGCUCGAGUAGCUCCAGCUCCAGCUCGAGCAGCAGCUCGAGCAGCAGCUCGAGCAGCUCGAGCACGUCCGCUGCGUCGGACGAGCUGGAAGAGAGCGUGGAUCUGGUCGAGGCCGAGAUGAGCAGCUUUUUCGCCGAGACAAACAAUACUCAACCAGUGGCGGCCAUAGCGAAAGCGUCGUUCGGCUCUCCUUCCGGGAAGCCAGCGCUGGGAGCAGUAUCGCCCAUCGCCAGCAAGGUCGUAUCGCCUUCCGGUGGUGCUGGGCUAGAGAAAACACCUCUCCCAACGAUCAGCGGCUCCGGAUUGGAAAUUAUCCCGCUCGCAACGAGCGCUGGGACCGUGGCAGCGAGUGGAUUUCCUUCCCCAAGCGUCACCAGCGCGCCAAUAGCAGUACCGCAAAGCAACGCUACCGGCAGUACAUCCUCGACCACCGCUACUUCCUCAUCGACGGUUAAAAAAUCCUCAUCCAGCAGCGGCGGUGGCAGCGGCAGCCAUCGAAAGACAUCCGACUCGUCGGAGCGAACCAGCUCGAGCAAAUCGGAGAAGAAGAAAAAGCGCAAAACGGACGAUUCGGCGAUGGGACCGCCCAACAAGCUGCCGUACAAGUCGUCGGGCGAAUCGUCCCCGCACCGCAGUGGUGGAGGCGUGGGCGGGUCCUCGCUGUCGACGAGCAAGUCGAGCCCGAAACACUCCAGCCCGGUCCAUCACAGCAGCCCGAAGCACAGCGGAAGCGGUGGGCCGUUGGGGUUUCACAGCCCCAAGCAUGGUUCGUCGGUGUCGCCGAAGCAUCCGCUGCACUCGGGCGGUAGCUCGACCGGUGGCGGCAAGCCCAGUAUGUCUGCGCUGAAGUCGGCCGCGGCCAGCGGUAGCUCUCCCGGGUCGAAAUCCUCAGACGUCGGCGGCGGUGGUGGUGGAACGAGCGGCGCAAGCAUCUCCACCGCGGGUAGUUCAUCCAAGGAGCGCGACAAGGAACGGUCGGAGAAGAAGGCGCUUCAGUUCGGCACCACCAACACCGCUACUGGCUCAUCGUCGCUCACCGCGACCAGUGCUGCUGGCUCGAGUUCCAGCUCCAGUUCGGGUGGGCGCUCGAAGAACUCAAGCUUGAAGCUGAAACAGCUCGAUCUGGCCGCCGGCUCGUCGAUGAGCAUCUCGAUGGCGGCCGGGAUCGGAGACGCUGGCUCGAGCUCGCCCGUCGCCCCGAUGAUCGAUCUGACCGGGCCCGUCCCGGGUGCUGCGGCUGCCCUGGGAGGGCUGGGACUGCCCGGACCGGGCAUGACCACGGCAAGCUCGAUGCUGCAGGCACUGCAGGCGGCAAAAAACCGCAAAACCCCCACGGCCGCCGGCGGCAGCACUGGACUGGGCGGUUCGCUGAGUGCCGUGAUCGAUAAGCUCAAGUCGGCCCAAUCGGCGGACGACGAGGCGGUGCUGAUACUGCCAGAAAUGACCAUCACUCAGCAGACGACCUCGCUGGCGGCUGGGACGGGUGGCAUUGGGACUGGCGUAAACAUCGGCGGGUUUGGCGGUCUGAAGGAAUCGGCCAAGUCGGGGAGCGGCUUGUUGCCGUCGGGUGGCACCAGUUCAUUGAGCAAUUGUGUUUCCUCCACGGCGGGGAUUGCUGGUGCAGCCCUAACUCAAUCCAGCUCCGUGACGAGUGCACCUUCGCUGACGGCGGCCCUGACCAGCGGCAAAGCGUCCGAGUACAUGGUGAAGCCCAGCUCGGACGGCAUCAAGCUGACGAUCCAGAACAAGAAGGGCUCCAACAAAAGCUCCUCCUCCUCCUCCAACAGUGGCAGCGGGUCCAAGUCGAGCAACAAAUCCGGCCUAAAGUCCGGCGUAUCCAGCGGGCCCGUGUCGUCCAAGCAGCAGCAGCAGCAGCAGCAACAGCAGCAGCAAUCGAACCACACUACCUCCUUCAGCGGAGCCUUCCCAUCGUCCACCAAGAGCCCGCACUACACCAGCUCCACGUCCAGCUCCUCCAAGGCACCGUUUCAAAAGUCCAACUCAUUCGGUUCGCUCGGCGGAAGCGGCGGUACGGGAAUGAAAGCGUCCAAGGUAAGCUCGCCAAAGUCCACCUCCAACCCGGCCAGCUCGUCCUCAUCGUCCGCCUACUCGUCGAAGGAGAAGGGCGGCUCCACGUCCGGCCGGUCGAAAUCAUCGUCCGCUUCGUCGCUUACCGGAGCGAUGCUGACGGGAGCUACGGGCGGGACCGGAUCCGGCACGGGAUCAUCGUCCUCCGCCCUGGUCAACCCGAUAUCGAUCAUGAAGAUGCUCGGCUACCCGACCGGCUCGAUGGGCAACAUGGAGGGGUUUGCCAAGUCGCUUGACACAAAGUUUCAAAUCCCGAAGCUUUCGGCACGCUCCAACAGUGGCGCCAGCGGUACAGCCUCUACCGGGUCGAGCGAAAGCGGCGAGACGGGCUCCAAGAGCGCCAAGGAUCCUGCGGCGAGGAAACAGAAGCAACAGACGCCCGUUACCACUGCCGCACCAUCGGUAGGCUCGUCGCCGGUCAGGCAGUUCUCGUCCACUUCUCCUUCCGGCGAAGCAAGCGCUCGGCUACUGUCCGAUCUGCUCGGCGCUGCAGCUAAAAGUAGCAACAAAAUGGCUCCGGGAACGAGUGCAGCAUCGGUCGAUGGUACUGCCGGAGCUGGUGGUGGUGGUGGAGCCGGGCUGCAUCCGCUACUGCCUAACAUUGUGCAGAAAAUGUUUGGCAGCGAUGGCUCACUGCAGACCAAGUCGAACAGCUCCGAUGGAAGUAUGUUUCCCACGGCCGGACGGGCCUCUCCCGGCAUGCUGUCGGGGAGCGCCAGUAGAGACGGGUUUCGUUCGGGUGGCGGAUCCGGCUCGGCUCCGGGCACGCCCACCACAACGAGCUCGAUGGUGCUGCCCCCGUUUCCAUCGCCCAUCUCUGGCGGUGCGUCGAACGAUGGUGACGUGGGCUCCGGUACGCUAAUGCGCCCUCCGUCGCGCCCCAGCAGCACGAUAUCGAAUCAUUCCCACUCUUCCCAGGAUGGGAUUGGAGGCGGGAGCGGCAAUAGCGGUGACGCAGUGGCCGGCAGCACACCCGCCGUUGCCUCGAUGGCGUCGAUGAUGAUGAUGAACGCGAUGAGUGCCGCCGCUGGUGGAGGGCAGUCUCCGGCGUCCACCGGCGGGUCCCUGCCACUGGACAGUACCAGCACGCAGCAGCUCAUAGCGGCACUGGCCGCCAAGAGUGGCGUACUGCCGCCGCCGCCGCCCAACAAUCUACUUAACAACCACCACAGCAACCAUCUGAACAAUCACGUCGUCGGUGGUGCCGCGGCCCUGAACAACCUGCCGUCGCCGGCCUCCGUCUCGGUGCAUCUGGUCAAGUCGCCCGCACCCUCUCCGCUACCCUUCGCCUCGCCGCACUCCAAUGCUUCGUCGACGCACGCGGCCGGCGCCGCCGGUCUCGACGACGAUCUGAUGGAUGAGGCGCUGAUCGGUAUCGGCAGCAAAUGACACACAGGAUGAGGCCACGGCGGCACGGCGUGGAUUGUCCUGGGCUACUGAGCACUAGCAAGAGACCAUUACCUACUUACUGCCACUCGAUGGAGAAGGGGGAGCAUUAGAUGUUUGUCGCCUUACAAAUUCCUUGUGCUCGCGCUUAUCGCGUAGGAAAGAAGCGGUUGAAAGGUGUUGUUUGUUUGUUUGUUUCAUUUUUUUGGGUAGUAUUUUAAAGCACAGCUACCGCAGAUUCGCUCCUACUUUGUAAAGAGACAAUUUAGCUGAUGAUCAUGACACAAGAGCACACGGAAGUUUGCUUAGAUUUAGGAGGAGAAACAUUGAUAGGACAAAAGGGCGUACGGAAAAACGAACGGUUUCUUUCCUCAGGGGAAGUUUACAUCCUGACGAAAUAUCGAAAAAGGAUACACCAGGACAUACACUCUUGUUAGCGUAGCAAUAACGGCAGUAAGCAGCAGGUUCGUCCGUCAGUUUGGUCUGCUGGUUGUUGCCGUUAUGUUGCAGAAGCGCGCAGCAUAGAGAAGCUGACCUGAGGACUGUAAAUGUACAUUAAAGAAAUCUACCAGCAAUCGCCGCAGCCUGCACGCACGCACAGGAUGGUGGUGGCAUCAGGAUGGUAUUUGUAUAAGCAAACAGAUAGAGCAAAUCGCAUAAUUGAAAGGGCAGAGCAGAAGAGCAGCAGUGGAGGCAAUGUAGGAAAACGUUAUUCCCAGGUAAACUAAAACAAAAAAAAAGUACUAUAGCAGCAUUAAACACCGAAAGUGGAGUGGUAAUAAAGCAACAGAAAAAAAGCGCCAGCUAAUGAAACAAUAACGAAACCACACGCACGUGCAACGACAUGCCGCGGUGGUGGAAAGUUGAAGCAAAAA